Molecule: messenger RNA, 1386 nt
Organism: Vicia villosa (hairy vetch)
Lineage: Eukaryota; Viridiplantae; Streptophyta; Magnoliopsida; Fabales; Fabaceae
Exons: 4
Coding region: 1-1386 (461 amino acids)
Molecular function (GO): nucleic acid binding; zinc ion binding
Source: RefSeq, a predicted model, not a curated record
AUGAGAUCUCGAAUAAGGCCAGAUGGCACGCACCGGACUACUGAUCCUCCGCCACCUGUAAGGCGUUUGGACUAUCAACCUCCCAUUGUCCGAAGGAACGGUUACGUUAUUUUCUCUGCCGUCAAACCUCCCAUGCAGGAAAUUGAAUUCCUUGAGUUGAGGCAAGGGAAUAAGUCGGUUGUGGAGUAUGCUUCUAAGUUUGGUGAGUUGACUAAGUUUUACCAACAUUAUGAUGGACCAACUGGUGAAUUUUCUAAGUGCAUCAAGUUUGAGAAUGGAUUGCGCCCAGAAAUUAAGAAGGUAAUUAGUUAUCAGAAGAUUCAUGUCUUUGCUGAUUUGGUUGAUAGUUGUCGGAUUUAUGAGAAAGACAAUAAUGCUCAUUAUCGGGUUAUUAAUGAGAAGCGGGGCAAGAGUCAACAAGGCUGUGGCAAGCCUUAUGAUGCUCCAGUUGGCAAGGGUAAGCAGAAAGCUGCUGAGGGCAAGAGAACUAGUGGGGGAGAUACUCCUGCUGGUGUUGUGUGCUUCAAGUGUGGCAAGGAUGGUCACAAAAGUAAUGUGUGUACUACUGAUGCUAGGAGAUGUUUUCGUUGUGGUGAGGUUGGACAUAUGUCACCUGAGUGCAAGCAUAAGCAGAUGGUUUGUUUCAAUUAUGGUGAAGAGGGACAUAUUGGAAGCAAAUUGGGUCUUGUGUUGUCUGCUAUGAACAGAGACAUGGUUGUCAAUACUCUGGCUAAGGGAUCGGUAACUACUUCUCUUGUGUGUUUAAAGUGUCCCGUGUCGAUUUUCGACAGAGAAUUUAUUGUUGAUUUCAUUUGCUUGCUGUUGAGAGGUUUGGAUGUGAUCUUGGGUAUGAAUUUGUUAGAGCAUAACCAUGUUCAUAUUAAUUGCUAUGACAAGUCUGUGAGGUUUUCUACUCCUGAAGAGGAAAGUGUUGAGUUGUUGUCGACUAGACAGUUUCGCAUGAUGAUGAAAGAGGAAGUUCAAGUGUUUGCUUUGGUUGCAUCGAUGUAUGUUGAGAAUCAAGCGAUAAUAGAAGAGUUGAAGGUGGUGCGAGAAUUUCUUGAAGUUUUCCCUGAUGAAAUUCCUGAUGUAUCGCGUGAGAGACAAGUCGAGUUCUCUAUUGAUCUUAAGGAAUUGAAUAUGAGGCAACAAAGGUGGUUAGAGUUGUUGAAAGACUAUGACUUUGGUUUGAAUUAUCAUCCUGGAAAAGCUAAUGUUGUGGCCGAUGCUUUAAGUCGAAAGACUUUGCAUAUGUCGGCGAUGAUGGUUAAGGAAUUGGAAUUGAUUGAGCAAUUCAGAGAUAUGAGUUUGGUAUGUGAAGUGACACCUAAGGGUGUUAGAUUGUGUAUGCUGAAGAUUAACAAUAAUUUUUGGGAUAGUAUCUGA